AUGUGGCUCUCCACGGCGACGCCGGCCACGCGCGAUAAGAUCGACGCGGGCUUCGACGUGCCGGCCAUCGCCGCCGACAUCGACAUGAUCCACCCGAGCAAGCGGCCGCCAGCGACGGCGGCCGGCAGCGGUCGGGCUGGCCCCUACAGCGGCGAGGCCGGCACGCUCACCUACCUGGAGAUCUGCGAGAAGGUCGCCGACGGCUGGACCUCAGUACCGGACCCGAGUGCCAAGAUCGGCCCGUACGCCUACUCCGGCGAGCAGUGGGUCGGCUACGACGACCCGGACAUGGCCGCGGAGAAGACCCGCUACGCCGUGGGACGCGGGCUCGGCGGCGUCAUGGUCUGGGACGUCGGCUCGGAGGACGUCAGAGGCGUGUGCGGCGGAGGACGAUGGCCGCUGCUGGCGGCGAUCAACGCCAACCUGGAUACCGCCGGCGAAGGCACGACGAGCGGUGUCACCGGCCGGCCGGUCACCACCUCCAAACCCGUCACCACCGCCCGACCUACCGCCACCUUCACCUGUCCCUCUGAGGGCACGUUCGCGGACCCGGAGGACUGCACCAGCUUCUACGUCUGCGCGGCGCCGAAGAAGAGCCGCUGCCCAGCGGGCACUGCCUUCAGUCGCUGGUCCGGCACGUGUCGGUCAGACGUGACCGGCUGCCGGGCCCGGACCACGGCCGCCACCAGCACCACCAGGAGACCGACAAAACUAUUCUCCUGUCCGCGGAGGAACGGCCUGUACGCCGACCCGUACAGCUGCCGGUGGUACUUCAGCUGCCUCGACGGCAAGGCCACGACGCGCGCCUGUCCGGCCGGCACCGGGUGGGACAAACGCAUCAGCUCCUGCAACUGGGACUACGUCAUCGACUGUUUCGACUAGCAGGCUCGUGCAGUGGGAGUCCACACUGACCAGGAGAUGGGGCGGCCAGACUGUAACAGCCGAGGUCGGGUGGGGUUGGCUAAAGGUCAAGCACUUUUAAAGGAUCUGAAGAGCGAUGUGACUAUGUGCAACUGGAAUUGGUUACCAAAGAUGAUGGGGUGAAAGGUCCUGUCGCUCUUGGAGACGCUGAUGUUGCACCUUUUCGAAAAUGAAAUUGUGUCGGUCUCAGAGAACAUGAACUACUUCGAACCUC
Messenger RNA from Pollicipes pollicipes, 1135 nucleotides. RefSeq names its product putative chitinase 10. Gene Ontology annotation, molecular function: chitin binding; chitinase activity. Gene Ontology annotation, cellular component: extracellular region. The record is from RefSeq and is a predicted model, not a curated record. Gene Ontology annotation, biological process: carbohydrate metabolic process; chitin catabolic process. The coding region runs from base 1 to 882 and encodes 293 amino acids. Lineage: Eukaryota; Metazoa; Arthropoda; Thecostraca; Pollicipedomorpha; Pollicipedidae. The transcript has 6 exons.